AUGAUUUCAUUUAAGAGAUUACUUCAUUCAGUAGUGUUGAGAAACAAGAUAUUCGAAAGUGUUAGAGAUAUUCACGAUCAACUCGCCACUGACAAUUCAUUGAGAUGUGAUUGGUAUGAUCUUGGAUGUUUCCCAGAUCAGCUUAUCAAGUUCAAUUAUAUCGAAAGAUAUAAGAAGAUAUUCAAUACAUUAAUUAGAGAUAAAAUAAAUUAUAAUAGUUUUGCUACAAUAACAAAGUUUAGACUGUUAUAUUUAGAUUCAUUAAGGAAUGCAUUCGAUGUUGGAAAUCUAGAGGUUGUAGAGUUUAUCCAUUUGCUUUCAAAGGAUAUAGAAUAUUCAGAUUACCUAAAGAAGGAACACUACAUGAAUAAUCUAGAGCUCAUACAAUUCCUUGAUUACAAUGUCGAUCAACUAUUCAAACAUCAAGGUUCCAGAAUAUUGGAUAAUGUUGCACUUGGUAGUUUCCAUGUAUUCAAAUGGCUUUACGAGAAUAGAUCUGAAAGAAGUACCUAUGAUUCACUCUACAAUGCUGCUAGAAAUGGAAAUCUUGACAUUUUAAAGUAUUUGCUUGAAGAGAAUCAAAUGGGAGAAACAAAGAAUUUAUUAUUACCUGCUGCUGUGAAUGGACAUCUGGAAACACUUGAGUAUCUAGACAAGUCAGAGAACCUUACUGGACAAUUGCCAGAUAGCAUCAUAAUACAAGUGGUUAGAGGUGGUCACCUACCUACAGUCAAAUACAUCAUCGAGAACACCAAGCAAUACCUUCCAAAUAAUUUGAUUGUCACUGCCGCUAACAAUGGUCAUUUCGAUUUGGUUAAAUAUUUCCUAGAGAAUACGACUGCCUUGUUUAAUAGCGAUACAAUAGAUGCUGUUGCUGGUCAUGGUGAUCUCGAGUUUAUCAAACAACUUCACAACAACCCACGUUCGAAAUUUACAUCUACAGCAAUGCACAUGGCAGCAGUAAACGGACAUAUUGAAGUGGUCAGAUUCCUUCAUGAAAACAGAACUGAAGGUUGUCGAUAUGAUACAAUGACAGAGGUUGCAAUGAACGCUCAUUUCGAGACAUUCAAAUAUCUUUUUGAAAAUCAAAAAGAUUUGCAUAUCACAGAUAGCUUGAUGGACUACUUUGCCAAAUAUAAAGAUAGUAGUGCACUCCAAUGGUUAAAAGACAAUACAACUCUUCAGUGCUCAGAUUUUGCCUAUAGAUAUGCAAUACGUCAAGCAAAUCUACCAAUUAUCAAAUGGAUUCAUGAUAAUACAAGUCUCCUAUUUCCACAGAAUGCUAUGUAUUUAGCGACUAGUUGCCUAAACAAUGAUCUCAGAAUCGUUCAAUAUCUGCAUGAUAAUGGUGUAAUCUGUACUACAAAUGCAAUGGACAAUUGUCAUAAACUUUCAAUAUUAGAAUAUUUACAUUUUAAUCAAUCAAAAAGAUGUUCAUCAGAAGCAAUGGAAAAAGCUAUUGAAAAUGAAAAUGUUCCAAUCAUCAAAUUCCUUCUUCAAAAUAGCACUGAACAUUUAUUGAUGGAUUACUCUAAACAUGAUAUACAACGCUCUAAAACACUUGAUUAUUCAUCAAGAAUUGAAUUAAUAAAAAAACAUAAUCUUUAG
Molecule: messenger RNA, 1608 nt
Organism: Heterostelium album PN500
Lineage: Eukaryota; Evosea; Eumycetozoa; Acytosteliales; Acytosteliaceae
Exons: 1
Coding region: 1-1608 (535 amino acids)
Molecular function (GO): protein binding
Source: RefSeq, a predicted model, not a curated record